CACGCAAAUUGCAGAGAGGGACAUGAUAACAAAAUAACUAAUAGCUUUGACGGUUGCUAGGAUAUCUUUGACAUACGAAUCAAAACUUUGUUAUAACGUCAUCUUCCUGAUUAAUUUAAAUAAGGUAGUUGUUCUGCCGUUGCUUUAUUUUAAAUGUUAUGGAGCGAUUUACGUGGAAUGAAUUGGCAGAUAUGCAUUUAACCCUUGGUGAAUCCAGAGGAAAUGCUGUAUUGGCUCGCGCGAUUUAUGCUGAACGUUUUCCCAAUCGAAUGGUCCCAGAGAGAAGAUUUUUUCUUAAGGUCGACAGGAGUCUACGUGAGAGAGGACAAUUACAAGUGAACCCAGGCAUAAGAGUUCGUGCAAGACCUAUUCGUGAUAAUGUUGAGGAGGAAAUACUUCACAAUAUUGAAGAGGAUCCAAAUACAAGUACCAGAAAAAUUGCUGAUCAUCUGAGGAUAAGCCAAACGUUGGUUUGGAAAGUUUUGCAUGAUAACCACCUUUAUCCAUUUAAAAAACAAAAGGUUCAGCAUCUGUUGCCCCAAGACUAUGCUAAUAGGUUCGCGUUUGCCACUUGGUAUCUUCAAUAAGAGGCUGAACACCCAGACAUUCGCCAAGCUAUUUUGUUUAGUGACGAAUCAACGUUUUGCCGAGAGGGACAUUUCAACCCAAGAAACAAUCAUGUCUGGGCUAAUGAAAACCCUCAUGCUAAAUUUAUCCGUAGCUACCAACAAAAAUUCUCUGUGAAUGUUUGGGCAGGCAUUAUAGGGGAGAACUUGAUUGAUCCGUACAU
Messenger RNA from Anthonomus grandis grandis, 790 nucleotides. RefSeq lists its product as uncharacterized. The transcript has 2 exons. Bases 159 to 587 code for a protein of 142 amino acids. Lineage: Eukaryota; Metazoa; Arthropoda; Insecta; Coleoptera; Curculionidae. The record is from RefSeq and is a predicted model, not a curated record.